AUGUCUACAAUUGCAGUUAUCGGACUCUCCGGCCUGUUGGGCAAGCCUGUCCUCGACGCUUUACUGUCGUCUGUCUUCGCUGACAGAAUCGCCUAUCCCAUCAAAGCUUUGACCAGAAAGGACGACAAAACCUCUACCGACAAGGUGCAGUACAUCCAGGCCGAUUUGGCUAACACCUCCGCUGUGGCAGAAGCCUUGAAAGGCAUAGACGUUAUAAUCGAGUUGACUACGGCCAAUCCAGUCCUCUUUGGCCAGGUUGAGAAGAUCGUGGCUGUUGUCAAGCCCAAACUCGUGAUUCCAUCGCAAUUUGGCAUCGAACUCGAGCCCGUCCAGGAGGUUGCUCCAGGCUUCUUUGUUAUCAAGCUUGAGCAUUCUGCCAACCUCAGAAAGCUUGGGGUCAAGGUGGUCGACAUUGCUACCGGUUUUUUUGCUGAAAAGUCUUCGUAUUCGUAUGAAAUCGUCCAGCCCUAUGGAAUUGACCCUGCAAGCAACACUGUCAUCCAAUACGGUCCUGACGACACCAAGGUGUCUAUAUCAACGGUCACAGACAUCGGAAAUGUCAUUGCAUCGGUAGCUACUGACCCUAACUCUUCCAGACUCCCAGACUCCUUAAAAGUGCAAUCGGAAAUCGUUCCUGUCAAGAAGGUGUGGGAAACCUACGAGAAGAACCACAACGUCAAGUUGGAGCACACGGCCAAGAAGUCUGCUGCAGAGGCCAAGGCUGAGUUCAAGCACCUUUGGGAGACCGAAGGUUUUGUUCCUGCAAAAUUCCUUCACUACUUAGGAUACAUUAUUGCGCAAGGUGCAGACAAUGGUGCUCUCUUUAGCGAGAAUGAUCGGGAGUUGGUGAACCCAGGCGAGAAGUAUUGGAAGUGGGGCAGCUACUAG
Messenger RNA from Suhomyces tanzawaensis NRRL Y-17324, 888 nucleotides. Its product is annotated as oxidoreductase. The transcript has a single exon. The record is from RefSeq and is a predicted model, not a curated record. Bases 1 to 888 code for a protein of 295 amino acids. Lineage: Eukaryota; Fungi; Ascomycota; Pichiomycetes; Serinales; Debaryomycetaceae.